AUGCUUUUUUCACCUCGUCUUCUCUUUUCCUGCUCGCUGUUCGGUCUUGCAGCAGCGGGUGGGAACCCAUUCUCUGAAAAUAAUCACCACUCCCAAGGCGCGUGGAAGCCUACAGACUCACAUCAACAUCCACACGUACCUAAGCCGGAUGUAAAUGUGGCUAAUUAUAUUCCUACCAUCAAUACUGAUGGCAACAAUGAUAUUGGCAACGACAAGAAGUCUGGUUGGGGUGGCGGUGGUGGCUUCAACAAUAACCACGAAUACCACAAUUGUUGUGAUGCGUCGGCGACCAUUACUGUGACAACUGGAGGGGACACAGCCACCACUACUCUAACGGAAACGACAACAAUCACCAGUGGCGAAACCACUACUGAGACCGAAACAGUUACAACUACCAUCAAUGAGGGCACUACUGAGACCGAAACAGUUACAACUACCCUCAAUGAGGGCAGUACUACGACAGUCACGAUUCCCGUUGAAACAUGCAGUGAGUCUAGUGGUGCUGGUGGCUAG
This is a messenger RNA of Aspergillus wentii DTO 134E9, 513 nucleotides long. RefSeq lists its product as uncharacterized. NCBI's taxonomy places the organism in Eukaryota, Fungi, Ascomycota, Eurotiomycetes, Eurotiales, Aspergillaceae. The coding region runs from base 1 to 513 and encodes 170 amino acids. The record is from RefSeq and is a predicted model, not a curated record. The transcript is spliced from 2 exons.